GGAAGUGCGGGAAUCGCCGUCCACAAAUGUCCACCGCCUUGGCUGCCCGCCGCCUGCUGGCGCCUCAUCGAUCCAUUGCGGCCGCCGCCAGGAUUCCUUUUCGCUGCCGUUCCUCGCCAUUUCUGCCUCAUCCCGUGAUUUCAUCCAUGCAGGCGGGCCUCGCUGUCGCCUCUCGUCAUGUAUUGGGCUCCCACCGGUCCCCUGCGCUCGCCGCCACCGCCUCCCCCUCUCCCUACGCCACCCAAUUCCAGCAGCGGCUUGUGCAUCGACGGCUCCUCACAAGCCCUGCUGCUGACAUUCUUCUGCAGCGAUGGGAGAAGAAGAGAUAUCGGCUCGUCAGCAACUGUGGCGUGCAGUGUGUGAUGGAUCUGCUGAGGAACUGGUUUGAGGUGCAGAGGACCUACGAGUUCGCCCAUGCUGACCUUGCCGUGCGGCCCUUUGGUGUGGGUGAGGACCUGUGGCUGCCGGUGCAAGUGAAGACGUGCAAGCAGAAAAGUAGCAGCGGCGGUCGCGCUUGGUUCUUUCACCUUGUUCAGCAGUACGCCGGCAUGCCCGUCGUCUGUGUGGCUCUGCGAGAGUAUCGCAUCUGGUGCUACGACGGAUCCAUGCUGAAGGAAGAAGGCGGCAAGUCGGGUCAUAUUGCCAUCUCUGAGAACGGCAAGUGGGACCAUGAGAAAUUUCGAUGCUCAGCGACGCUUGAGGGCCAGGAAUCUCUGGCACAUAAGCUGCUGCUGGCCUAUCAUGACACCGCAUUUAUCAAGGACUCGCUGGGGAACAUCAUGAGGCAGCGGUCUGAGACCCAUCAGAAGGGCGAGGAAUCCGUUGCCGCAUGGGCCCCUUUGCUGUCUGCUGCUGGUAUGGACAUCCGUCCACGCCAGCUCCGCUACGAGGACACGCCUGUCGAUGCCGUCUGGCGGUGGAAUGGGAAGAAAUUCCUCGUUCAGCACAAACAAGCUGUCCUUCACUCCGGGGUCAAGGACGGCUCAUAUUGUUGUCCUUCAGAAGAGUGCCGGCAGGAAGGGAGCACGUCUCACAAUUCAGCUGUACGAGGAACAAGACUUUGAUUUGCUCGCCGUCUCUGUGCCUGGUGAUCGCUAUUUUUAUCUCAUUCCCACGGAGGUGCUGGUGCAAAGGGGGAAGGUGAGGGGAAAUGGAGAGAGACGCAAGUGCAGCGGCUCGUCAUUGUACCUGUGGACCCCAGAAGCACAGGUCAUGCAGAAACGCAAAGAGGAGAACGGGUGCAGAGGAAGAAAGGCUGAUUUCUGGGCGAGCGAGUAUUUGAUUGACACAUGUGCGGACGAUGGCCGAGUGGGGAGGCUGCAUGCUAUCCUUGAGGGCGCCAAGUGCUCGAAAUGACGUGACAGGACGGCUGGAUGCCUGUGUGUGC
Molecule: messenger RNA, 1387 nt
Organism: Vitrella brassicaformis
Lineage: Eukaryota; Vitrellaceae
Source: the annotation of a GenBank genome assembly